AUGUCCCGCAAGGGCAAAGACAUAAGGAGCUUCUUCCAGCCGUCAUCCAGUCAAGCUCCGGCACCACAAGCAGCAACACGUGAGAGAUUGGAACCAGAGCAGCGCCGACGACGACAACAAUCUCCACGCAACCAUGCUGCUUCUUCUGCAAGAGCAACGCCAGAUUUUCCAAGUCUGCCGUCGUCGCCUGUCCCAGCAGCAACAGCAGCGACAACAGCAGCAGUGACAGUGACCCACCCGUCCGGGCUACAUCCCUCAUCGCUGCCCUCGUCGCCGCAGACGCCGCGGCGGACAGAUGCCACGGGAAUCAAGAAAGGAUCGCUCAAGCGCGACGACGAGAUCAAGGGAUCCGAUGAGGACACGGACGGUGACGGGAAUGUCUCGGACAGCUCGGUCGAGUCGUUGUCCGCCAUUUUUGGCCUGUCUAAGCCGAGUCCAAAGUAUGAGCGGCCUGCACAGGAGACCGCCACACCCCAGGCGAAGAGAGUAGCCUCUUUGGGAGUAUACGGCCACAAGUCGCCUCUGACACUACAGCAAAGACUUCGGCGCGGUGGUGCUGGUGGUGGCAGUGGCAUUGGCGCGCCUGGGUCUCGUCCGGUGAAGAAGCGCAAAUUCGACAUGAAGGCUCUCCUGCAGCACGCGCGGGAGGAUGAGAGGGCGGAAGAGAGCGCCCGUCGAGCACAAGAACUCAUCGAUAUGCCCGACGAUGACGACGACGAAGGAGGGAAGGGCGGGAGCGAUAGCGACGUGAAAGCGGGCAGGGGCACAACCAAUCUACAAGAGAAAGCCCGCGCCAUACUGCAGGGCGAUGGCGACGACGAGACUGGCGAGAAGCUCGUGAGAGCGAUCGAUCGGACAAAGUCCAAGCCGACGCGACGAUGCUGCUAUUUCUUCAGCCCGAAACUUUCGCCUUCCGCAAUCAGGGGAAAGAGGGCACCGUUUCCGCUCACCUCGGCGAACGGGCGCUGGAAAUUCCUCAGGGAUCCGACGACUCGGGACCAGUCAAUGAUUCACCACAUCCCGCAGACGCUGGUAGCUCGGGGCUUCCAGAUCCCCGAAGCGCUUCUGCUUUGGCUUAUUGGUGAGGCGUGCGUCGAGCCGGACGCGCAGUUACGACUUCGCUACUGCGAUAUUGUCACUCUUUGCGGCGAGAGGGCUGCACGACUUGUCACUGCCAACAAUUUGUAUACACUGCUGGAGGGACUGGGAGGCCCGCGAGGUCGUGAAGAGGAUGGAAAGUUUGUGAGCACGAUGGAGAUGGAGGAGGCAUAUACGAAGCGCGACUGGGGGCCUCUGGUCUCUUUUCUGCGCAUGCUUGUGGGACUGGCACCGUUUCUGAGCGAACCUUUCGAUGCGAUUCUGCUACUCCUACGUAUGAGUUUGGAUCCGAUUUGUGGUACUGUCGUGCGGCAUGAGCAUGCUGUGGCUCUACAAGCUCUGGUCAUGUGCUUGCCGGAGACAUCAGUGCCGCAGCUCGCUGCUAAAAUAUGUGACUACGUCGCCCGACAUAUCAGCGAGAUGGUCUUAAAGGCACAGGCAGUCAACAGCAUCCCAAAGACGACUGCGCGACUACAAUCUUUGUGGCGCAGUGUCGCGCAGGGAAUACUCUUUGGGUCUGCAGCCCACCAGAAUGGCCUGACUCUCGAUAUGAUUCUUGAGCGCCUGAAGCAGCACGAUUUUGCCAUCAACCAGGACACGGACUUUGAAGAGUUCAGGAGUCUAGUACUACUCCUGGACAGCGCGAUUGGCAAUGCAGCUUUCCUGCGCAUUCAAGGCUCGUCACCUUUAGCGGACCGCUCGUGCUCACUGCCUGUGGAACCGGAGCACAUCGCAACAUCACCAAACACAAUCGUGGUGUCAGCCGCGGCGUCGCCAGCAUCCGCCGCAACAGCAAAACCAGCAGCAGCAGCGCAUUACCGACAGGCAGAGUCCAAGGCAGACGCAAACCGGCGCUUCGACGCCGCAGUCGAUGCCCUGACGCGGCGCAUCGAGGUGCUGCAGAAUAAGAUCCACGACAGCAACUCCCCCGAGCGCAAGGAGGCCAAGACGAGCCUGGACGCGCUCGCCAAGAGGCUUGCGUACUCUGUGCGCACGCGCCCGCCGGCCAAGACGAGCAUCUUUGACGUGCACCUCUUGCGCAACACGGUGCUGGGGCGCAAGAUGAAGCAGGAUGAGGAGGAGCAGACCGAGCUGCCGAAGCAGAGGGAUUUCAUGAAGAACUGGGCCGUCGCCGCCACCACGCCAUCGGCGUUGGUGGACAAGAAAUCCAAGCUGAACGCAGUGCUGGUAGAUGGGGAGACGGGGCUGAGCCACAACGUUCUGUGA
Messenger RNA from Microdochium trichocladiopsis, 2325 nucleotides. RefSeq lists its product as uncharacterized. Lineage: Eukaryota; Fungi; Ascomycota; Sordariomycetes; Xylariales; Microdochiaceae. The record is from RefSeq and is a predicted model, not a curated record. The coding region runs from base 1 to 2325 and encodes 774 amino acids. The transcript has 2 exons.